Rhinopithecus roxellana (golden snub-nosed monkey) is the source of this 1284-nucleotide messenger RNA. Its product is annotated as zinc finger protein 439-like. The record is from RefSeq and is a predicted model, not a curated record. Gene Ontology annotation, cellular component: nucleus. Lineage: Eukaryota; Metazoa; Chordata; Mammalia; Primates; Cercopithecidae. Gene Ontology annotation, molecular function: RNA polymerase II transcription regulatory region sequence-specific DNA binding; DNA-binding transcription factor activity, RNA polymerase II-specific. Gene Ontology annotation, biological process: regulation of transcription by RNA polymerase II. Bases 6 to 329 code for a protein of 107 amino acids. The transcript has a single exon.
UAAGAAUGCACUCUGUAGAAACACCUUAUGAAUGUAAGAUAUGUGGGAAAGGCUUUUAUUCUGCCAAGUCAUUUCAAAUACAUGAAAAAUCUUACACUGGAGAGAAACUCAACGAAUGUAAGCAAUUUGGUAAAGCCUUUUUUUCUUUCACUUCCUUUCAAUAUCAUGAAAGGACUUAUACUGGAGAGAACCCCUGUGAGUAUAAGCAAUGUGGGAAAGCCUUCAUAUCUACCUCACACCUUCGAAAGCAUGGUAGGACUCACACUGGAGAGAAACCCUAUGAAUGUAAGCAAUGUGGGAAAGCCUUCAGAUCUGUCAAAAAUAUUUGAAUUCAUAAAAGGACACACUGGAGAGAAACCCUAUGAAUGUAAGCAAUGUGAGAAAGCCUUCAGAUCUGUCAAAAAUAUUUGAAUUCAUAAAAGGACACACUGGAGAGAAACCCUAUGAAUGUAAGGAAUGUGGAAAAGUGUUCCAUAAUUUCUCUUCUUUGCAAAUACAUGAAAGGAUGCACAGAGGAGAGAAGCCCUAUGAAUGUAAGCAUUGUGGGAAAGCAUUCACAUCUGCCAAGAUCCUUUGAAUACAUGCAAAACACACUGGAGAGAAACCCUAUGAAUGUGAAGAAUACAGGAAAGCAUUCAGCUUGCCUACUUCCUUUCAUAGACAUGAAAAGACUCACACUGGAAGGAAACCCUAUGAAGGUAAGCAAUGUGGCAAAGUUUUCACUUCUUCCAGUUCUCUUCAGUAUCAUGAACUCACACUAGGGAGAAACCCUAUCAAUGUAAGCAAUGUGUGAAAGCCUUUAUUUCUUCCACUUCUUUUCAAUAUCAUGAAAGGACUCACAUGGGAGAGAAACCCUAUGAGUGUAUGCAGUGUGAGAAAGCCUUCAUUUCUUCUAGUUCCCUUCGAUAUCAUGAAAGAACUCACAUUGGAGAGAAGCCCUGUGAAUGUAAGCAAUGUGGAAAGCCUUCAGAUCAGCCUCACACCUUCAAAUCCAUGGAAGGACUCACACUCGAGAGAAACCCUAUGAAUGUAAGCAGUAUGGGAAAGCAUUCAGACUUGAAAAGAUUCUUUGAAUACACCUAAUGAAUGUAAACAAUUAACUGUUUAUAAUAACUGCAUACUAACAAAUGUUAUUCUUUUUAAAUAAUUAAGAAGCUAUAAUACCCCAUUGGUGUCAUGUAUUAGAUCAACCUUAUACUGUUAAAUUGUUAUUACUUGGACAUUGUGAUUCAGUAUAACCAUGUGGAUAAAAUGCCAGGCAUCUUUUUUUUUUUGGAAAUUUUA